Messenger RNA from Spodoptera litura, 1209 nucleotides. RefSeq names its product arylalkylamine N-acetyltransferase-like 2. NCBI's taxonomy places the organism in Eukaryota, Metazoa, Arthropoda, Insecta, Lepidoptera, Noctuidae. Gene Ontology annotation, molecular function: N-acetyltransferase activity. The record is from RefSeq and is a predicted model, not a curated record.
CAUCUUGUGGGAUAAACAUCGCUGGUUGCUUCUCCAUAUUUCCAAGUUAAUACUCAGUAACUUUGUAAGCUGAUUAAGUAAAGAUGGUGUUCACAAGACCUUCAGACAUACCAUUCCCCACAACUUGGCGUCGGUUCUCAUCUGACAAGGGACCUUUAAGGAUCCAGGACUUGACUGAUGAUCUUUUUGAUGAGGCAGUGGAACUCCUGACUCGGUACUUCAUGAGGGAUGAGCCUCCUUGCAAAUAUAUUGGUAUCCAAAACUACCCUUCAGCGAUGAAGGAGCUACAGAAACUCUGGCGGUCUCCCCUCAAGGAGCACCUGUCUCUGGUCUGCGUGGAGGACAAUGAUGACCAGCCUCCGAAGGUCGUUGGAGUCAACGUGCUCACUGUAGUCUGCAAGGAGGAUAAGGAGGAGCCUUUUCAUACGGAAGACAAGAUCUGGGCUCAACUCUUCGGUGCAGUGGACCUGGUAACCAGGUCUGUAGACGUCUUCGAGAGGUACGGCGUGGACAAGUAUCUGACUGCGUACGGGCUGGUGGUGGAUCCGAGCUGGAGAGGCUGCGGGGUUGGGAAGGAGCUGCUGUUGGCUAGGAUUCCACUAUGCAAGGCCCUCAACAUCAAGGUAACAGCGACUGUCUUCACAGCGGGCGCAUCUCAAGCAGUCGCAAAGAAAGCAGGCUUUGUCGAUCUUUUUGAAAUAACGUACGAAGAAUUGGCUAAAAAAGGUUUUGUAUUCCCUGGCAUAGAAAAAGAUACGAAAUCCUCCAAAUUAAUGGCUUUGGCCAUUGAGUAAAGUUUUUAAAACAAUAUUCGGGGUUGCUAUCAGCAUGGAUAUUUAAUUUUCCACAUUUAUGGGGAAUCGUUGAAGUAGUAAAAGCAAUAAAGUGUAUUAUGAUCUCAUUAUGGUACUUGAAACUCUGGUUUACCCACGGGAGAAUGAGAAAAGCUCAUGAGCAGCGUGCGUGGACCGUGCGGCGACCGCGACUUUGCGUAGUAAGCUGCACGAUGUCGCCCUCUGUCGAAGAAGAGUCCCUCUAUGACUCAAGACUUGUAAAGCUUUUCACAUUAUAUCACAUAAGUAAACCAACGUUUUAAAUUAAUUUAGUAUAUGCCAUGAUAACUAUUUAACAAAAGAUCUCAUUAUAAUAGUAUUGUAAUGUAAGUUAUAAGAUAAUAAUAAAAAUGUACCGCUUAAAUUAAACCAAAGA